Canis lupus familiaris (dog) is the source of this 4685-nucleotide messenger RNA. It is a transcript of the gene TMEM232, whose product is annotated as transmembrane protein 232. NCBI's taxonomy places the organism in Eukaryota, Metazoa, Chordata, Mammalia, Carnivora, Canidae. The record is from RefSeq and is a predicted model, not a curated record. The transcript is spliced from 17 exons. Bases 2250 to 4253 code for a protein of 667 amino acids.
CUGGGAGCUUGCAGGGGGCGUGCAGGAGCGCGCAGGCGUUAGCGUUGCGGGCUGUUGGCCUCGGUGCAGCCCCGCCCCGCGUCCUGCCCGUAGGGGGGCCGUCGAGGCCUAGGUGGAGGGAACCCCUUCCCCGUCGGCUCUCCCGGCACAAACUGCUCGCCGGACGGGGGGAGUCGAGCAUGUUGCUUCCCGAAGGCCACAAUACAGUUGCAAACGGGUUUCUUUCUUUUUUUCCGGGUGCAUCUAAAUCAGUCCGUGUAUGUAAAGCCCAAUGAUCCUGUUGAAAAUUGAGGCUCGCGGGGGACAACUGGGAGGCCCUGUGAGCGGAGCCCCCCACUACCCCGACGCCACCCUUUCCUGCAGGUGGUGCCUCCACCGCCUGGGCUGCUAGGCGGCCUGGCUCUUGGGCGAGGCCCUAGGGCUGCCCAGGAGCGCAGGAGCCCAGACCGAUCUACUGGGCGACUAACUUCUAACCAGUUGUGCCCCCUGGUGAGGCAAAGUAUAUCUCUGUUCCUUACAAACGAUUGAAUUAAAGAUGCCACAGGCCCAGGUCCAAAACUUUUAAAAGGAGAAGGAGGAAAAGGCAGCUGUGUGUGUGUGUGCGCGCGCACUUCUAAUAAAAAUAACAUUUCACAAUUUCACAUCCCAUAUCAAUGAAGAAAGGAUACAGUAGUAGAAGGAGAGCUGGGCAGCCUGUUGAGGGGAGGGAGCAAGAACAGCCCCCUUCACAGCUCACCCCGCAGAAAUUCCAGCUGCGAUAUAUAUUUUUUUUCCUUUAUUUUUGGAAAGAUUUAAUAUUGGGAGAAAAUAGUAGGUGAUUAUUUUUCAGUCAAUUGACAAACUUUCUAAGAAUGACAGCAAGGUCCAAAACCACAUAGGGAAGGACUAAUCAAGUUGAGCAUAUAAAAUUCUCUCUGCAAAUUAAAAAAGGAAAAACAUUGUAACCACCGUUGAAAGAAAAACCACAAACUGGGGAAGAUUACGUUUAACACGAUAAAAACAAUAAGUCACAUUAUUGAAGAAAAGCUCUUAGUCACGAGUAAGGGUGUAUCGGUAGAAAUACAAGCAAAGAACAUGAAGAGGCAAGUCAUAAAGAAAGAAACACAAGUGCAUAAUAGUUCUAUGAAGAAAUGUCUGCCCUCCAGUGAUUGAGGAAAGGAAAGGUUAAUGACUAUCUUUCCCCCAUUUAAAGGACAAUGUGUAAAAGGGAAAAUACACCUUUUCAUGCAAUGUGAGAAGAAAGUAGCUGUGACUCAUGGAGUGGCAUAAAAUAUAACAACUCUUUCUUGGAGGGCUGUUUGGCAAUAGUCUAAAAAGCCAUGAAAAUGAUGCUCUUUUGACUCUUCAAUCUUAGGAAACAAAAAUAGGGUUUACUAUAUGUUUACUUGUGCACAUGUUCAUGAUAUAACUGCUCAUAGCAAGAAAAAUUGUCAGGAUACUAAAUAUUAGUCAUCCAUUAAUUAUUAAAAUGAUUCAUCCAUCUGUUUUUUUUAAGCAAAGUGUAUUUAUUGGGCACCUAUUCUGUGUACAGUUACCGUUCUGAGCAAUGAGGUUUAGAAUAAUAAGCCAAAGCCUUUGCAUCGUUGGAACUCACGUUCCAGUUGGGAGAUAACAGAUAACGAUAUCAUGUCAAAUGAUGAAACAAACAUAUAAGGCAACGUCAAAUAAUGACACGUAUAUAUUUAAUAAAAUUGGGCGAGACACAGCAAAACAGUGUUGUUUUUCUUUCCCAGGUUUUCGGUUUCCUGGGCUUUUCAGUCUCCCACAGCAAACUGCAGGCAGGAAGCAGGUGGCCCUCCCAAAGUGCAGUCAAAAGAGCAGCAGGAGCCUGACGCUGUCACAAGGCCUGUGUCCCUUGUCUCACUGGAUGGCAGCAUCAGGGCAUUUUCUCAUCUCGCAUCUUCACAACAAGAAGGAUCUCUGGCUCAUCCUCCCUGGGCACAUGGUGUGAGACACAGCAAAGAGGAUUCUACAUUGUCUUUGUGAUAUCUCAGGAAAUAGAAAAAAAAAAUCCACCAAGCUAUGUUUGAGUACGCAGUCUUUCCAUAUUAAUUUUAUUAGGAAUAUGAAGCUGAACACAAACGUAAUGAAGGAGGGGAGAGAACGUGGACUUGGAUUCAAGGGUCCUGAUUGGCCAAGCCCUGGGGCUCACGGAGCAACCUUCCGACUCUGAGAGUGACUCACACAGCGUCCUUAGCAACCAGCCUCCAGGCUGCACCCUUGAGAACCUGGGUUUAUGAUCUGUGAAUAUGCCUGUUAACAAAUCACCUACGACCAAUAAAUUAGGAGUGAUAUCUUCCUCUUAUCAUGAAAAACUCUUGAGGCUUAAUUUUCAAAAUUUAAGGAAAAGAAGGAAUAAGAAAUCAAAUCCAUCAUUUUCAAUCACAAAAGAAUUCAUCGUGAGAUUCAACCAAACCGAAAAUCCAAAAGAGAAAGAAGAGUUGUUGGACCUAGCUAGAAAAAACAUUCUCAGGUGUAAGAGAAAACUGGGUCUCAAAACGUUAGGCUCUGGAAAGCAUGUGCAUCUUCCUACUGCGUGGAUGGAAGUAAUGUAUCUCGCUCAGUGCAAAGGAGAAAUCCAAGAUGAAGCUUUAAAUAUGCUUUAUGCUUCCCUGGACUAUGCUUCCUUUGAUUAUGAGCAUCUGCCUACCUUAUUUUUUGUUGCGGAAUCAGUUUUAUAUAGACUCUGUUGUGAUGCAUUCCAAAAGACAUACUUAUAUUCAGUUGAAAUAAAGCUGACAAAGAUUGGCUAUUUGGUCUUCUUACGACUUUUUAUAUAUUACCUGCAUGGUCACCUAGAAAGUUUUAAACAGCAUUUACUUAGGCUUCAACCAUAUUUAUACGCACUUUCUUCCUCUGGAGAGUCAUAUUACAAGUAUCCAAACAUCUUUUCAAAUGUGCAAUUCAUUUUGAAAACCAUGGAGAUUAUAUGCAAAAGAGGGCUCCUUUCUGGGUCAGUUUUUAGCCCUGUGGAAAACAAGAAAAGCUAUAAGAACAUAGAUGCUGAGAUGGAACACUUGCAGGUUAAUCAGGGAGGAUAUGAAGUUAACCACCUGCUCUGGCACUGUGUGGCUGCCUGGUCAUGUGUUCAGAAGAAUAGUCCUCAGUUGAAUAAGGUGCUGGAACAUCUCAUCUUUCAUAAAAUGCAGCUUCAAAAGAAAUGCUGGUUGGAUUCAAUACUGGCUUUUUUGGUCCUUGGGGAGGCUGCCAAAUUAAACAUGGCCUGCUUGAAAGCUUUAAUGGAACUAAUGAGAGAUUUUCUUUUAAGCAUUACGUCUGUUCAAAAUCAGGAAGAAAGCUGCAAGGUAGAUAAUUUUUCCUGGGCCUGGAAUGUAGUCUACAUAUAUACGACAAUUCUUGCAGAAAUCUGCUUGUAUGCGACCACUUCUAAUUUGCGAAAAACUGCUUUUAUUGGUUUCUGUGUCUGUAAAAGUUCACAAAAAAAUAUUUUGCUCAUUGAUAAAUCAGAAGAACCACCAGAAUUGAAGGAAACAAGUAUUUUAGGUCUUUUGGAAUAUUUCUCUUCAAGAAUGUCAGAUAAUUGUGAUCAAGUGAUAUGGAUUGGAUACUACGGCUUAAUGUAUAACCUGGUGAAAAUGUCAUGGGAACUUCGGGGAGAUGAUGAUCAGGAUGGAUUUAGAAACAAAAUAUGGCAAACAGUACGGAGAACAAAGGAUCAGGAGAAAGAUGGGCGAAUCCGCAAUGCCAUAAACAUAGCUCAGGCUGAGUUAAAUGAUCCAACAGACCCCUUCACUAAUCAUAGUACAAAAGUCUCAUCAGAUGUCGGGGAUGAAAUUUUCUCUAAAUAUAUAGGCUGGAGAAUUGCCAGUGCUCUUUCCAAACUGUUCUUCUCUUCUGCCGAUGCCCACCUUCUUCCUUUGAAAGGACCAUCGAAAAAACAGGAUUCGGUGAAAUAUCUGAAAAAGAAGGAUUCCGUGAAGAAGAGAGUUCUACGUGUUACUGUAAGGGAACGUCCUUUUCUAUCAGAACAUCCCCUGUUUUCUUAUCCGGAUUUCUUCACCAAGGCUGAUGAAGAGUUGACGAGAAUUGUUGACCAUCAUUGGCAGAAAGAGCUUGAGAUUCGACAGAAAGAAGAUGCAGCAUGUGAGGCCCAAGAACGUAAAGACAAAGAGUUACAGGAAGAAAAACACUUCAGAGAAAUUAUGAAGAGAAGAGAAGAAAAACUCCAUAAGCAAACCAAACCCUAUGAACUUCCUCCUAGGACUGAAGUAGUUUCAUUAGAAAUAAAAUGACAAACCCCACAAUGAACUGAAGUUCAUAUGACAGAAAUUGCAUGAAAGAGACCAAGAUAGCUAGAUGUUAGCAAACAUUUCUUCUAAUUAACUGGAAGCCAUUUCUUAGGAAUUGUUAUCCUAGUGCAGACUUUUGAAUAGUUAUACCUUAGUCCUAAAUUAGCAGUUCUUACUUGCAUUUGAGUGAAGUGAUUCUACUAAACAUUUUCAAAAAAAUGGCUAGAGCUUUUCAUAAUUGACUUUUUUUCUUGUGAUCAUACAGCCUAUGUAAUCAAUGAUUCUCAGAGCAUUGGUUUUCAGUGGACAGUUAGAUGGAAACGAAUUGCAAAUUAUUAAUGAGCCACAUUAAGAAUUGUUUCUUGAAAAUAGAAUGCGCACCAAUGGAUACUCCUAUAUUAACUAUUAUACAAAUUAAAGAAGUAAGGCACCUGC